Apus apus (common swift) is the source of this 2727-nucleotide messenger RNA. RefSeq names its product growth differentiation factor 2 (gene GDF2). NCBI's taxonomy places the organism in Eukaryota, Metazoa, Chordata, Aves, Apodiformes, Apodidae. Gene Ontology annotation, biological process: BMP signaling pathway; SMAD protein signal transduction. Gene Ontology annotation, molecular function: growth factor activity; cytokine activity. The coding region runs from base 239 to 1525 and encodes 428 amino acids. The transcript has 2 exons. Gene Ontology annotation, cellular component: extracellular region. The record is from RefSeq and is a predicted model, not a curated record.
UGAAGCAUGGCAUCAAUGACUCUGAUAAGGGCAAGUGUACAACCAAUCUGCUUGACAACUGACAAGAGGCUGGGGUUUGAAGCAGACUGCAAAAAGAACACAAGAAAGUGAUUUGCAAAGGGCAUUCCAGUUGUUUGCCUUCCAUCUCCUUUCCUCUGUCUGCAAUGAAAGAAGAUUUUUAAUUAGCUAAAAUACCCUUGUUCUCUCGUCUCUCCCUCAGAAGGUAAAUACAGAAGAAAUGCAUUAUUUUGGAGUAUUAGCUGCACUGUCUGUUUUCAACAUCAUUGCCUGUUUGACAAGAGGAAAGCCUUUGGAAGCUUGGGACAAGUUAUCAGCUGUGGGAAAGUCUGAUGCACACUUUCAUGAUCCUGGGGAAGUGGAAGAUGAGACUCAUUUUGACUUUAAAUCUUUCCUGGAGAAUAUGAAGACAGAUUUACUGAGGAGUUUGAAUUUGUCACGAGUGCCCUCCCAAGUGAAGACCAAAGAAGAACCACCGCAGUUCAUGAUUGAUUUAUACAACAGAUACACUGCAGACAAGUCCUCCAUCCCUGCAUCCAAUAUUGUAAGGAGCUUCAGUACUGAAGAUGUUGUUUCUUUAGCUUCACCAGAAGAAAAUCCGUUUCAGAAACACAUCUUGCUCUUCAACAUCUCUCUUCCACGAUAUGAGGAAAUCACCAGAGCUGAACUGAGAAUUUAUAUCUCCUGUAACAGGGAAGCUGGAUCUCUCUCUAGGCUGAAAGGCAACAUGGUCAUUUAUGAUGUUUUAGAUGGUGACUACUGGGAAAACCCAGAAAGUACCAAAUCUUUCCUUGUCUCUCACAAUAUUCGGAAGUGUGGCUGGGAGAUGUUUGAAGUGUCCAGCGCUGUGAAAAGAUGGGUCAGGACAGACAAACUGAAGACUAAAAACAAGCUAGAGGUUGUUAUACAGAGUAAGGCUCUGGGUGGUUUUACUUGUGGGAAGCUGGAUAUCAGUGUGACCCCUGACACUAAAAAUCUGCCCCUGUUAAUAGUGUUCUCCAAUGACCGCAGCAAUGGGACAAAGGAGACCAAAGUGGAGCUUCGGGAGAUGAUUGUUCAUGAACAAGAAAGUGCACUAAAGAAAUUAGGAAAGAACACCAGUUCGUCUGAAGAGGAAGAACAGAGAGAGGAAAAGGCCAUCACUGGGCCCCACCAGCAUUCUUCCAGAAGCAAGAGAAGCAUUGGAGUCAACCACUGCCGGAGAACUUCCCUCCAUGUGAACUUUGAAGAGAUUGGCUGGGAUUCCUGGAUCAUUGCACCAAAAGAUUAUGAAGCAUUUGAGUGUAAAGGAGGUUGCUUCUUCCCUCUGACAGAUAAUGUUACCCCAACAAAACAUGCUAUUGUCCAAACUCUGGUGCAUCUCCAAAACCCGAAGAAAGCCUCAAAGGCCUGUUGUGUUCCAACCAAAUUGGAUUCAAUCUCCAUUCUUUAUAAGGAUGAUGCUGGUGUGCCCACUUUGAUAUAUAACUAUGAAGGGAUGAAAGUGGCAGAAUGUGGCUGCAGGUAGUAUACAAGGCAGAAUUGCUAAAAAUAAGAAUACCCUCUUUUCCUGUUCUGUGUAAGUCUGUACACUAGUGAUGCAAAUGAAAAUCUUUGCAAACAAGGUUUGGAGCAGGGAAUAGAGCUGGUUGUUGUUGUUGUUGCUGCUUCUUGUUUUAAAGGAAAACCAGCAUUUAAAGAACAGCAAUCAUUGAAAAUAGCCUGCAUUAUAUAUCAUGGCAAAGUGAAUACUGGAUUAAAAUAUUUUAACAUCGAAUGAACUAUGCAUUAUUUGGCAACAGUGAUACAAUUUGAAAACCUUAUUUCAACUUUUAUGUCUAAUCGAUUCUGUUUAGGUCACAAACUAAAGGACUUUCAAUAGGAAUUCAGGAUGCCAUGUAAAUGUUUAUUAGGUAUUAUAACUAAUUUUCUCAGCCAAUUCUGACAUUUUGAACUUCUGUUAAACUCAGUAAAUGGAACCUAGUUUGCAUGGCAAAGUGAGGAAUCUAAAUCCUGCAAACCUUUUGUAUAUUAGAGGUUUUUACAGGCAAAUUUACUCUUGUAAGUGAAGAUUUGCAGUAAAAGUGGUUUCAUCCUGGCUGAAACUGGGACAAGUAUUCAAAAGAGAAGAGACUUUCCAUCUUAUUUCAUUCCCAGGUUUCCUUCUGUGGGUAGCAGGUGCCUUGGUUUCAGCUUUCUUAUCCUCAGCGUCCCUAUUUUUACCCCUUUAUGGCACAUACUUGAGUGAUAAGAAGUGCAGCCUUCCGCUUCUAAGACGCUGUUUCCUAGGAGGAACAGCAGUCCUUAUCAGCGCACAAAGAUAAGGAGCCACUUUGACCUACUGCAUAUUCUUAGUAUUUCUUUGCAAGAACAUGCAGUCAAACAAUGCUCAGCCUUGGAAGCUGUAUCCUACAAGCAGUGGGGGUUAGCAGAACUCAGCACUUGUGAAAAGCCCAUGCUACUUAUUUAGAAGCCUAAAUAUGUUCUUUGGAGUCUGAUAUUAGACUCCAAUUUUUUAAUUUCUUCUUAGGGAAAACUCUAUUUUGCAUACAAAAUUUUGUCAGCCUUUAGAAGUCUGGGAAAAACUGAAAUCUCUGUGUUCUAUGAGACUUACACUGUAUGUGAAAUACACUAACAUACAAUAGUUCUCCUGACUUCAGUUGUAUUUUUACUAAAUAAGGACCCCAUCUUUCCUGCAAUUAAAGUAAACUUCCUUUGAUUCUAAUGAAA